CGUCAGUUGAUACGCAUUCUUGUAUGUAUUCACUUUGCUUCUCUUCAGAUCCGCUUUCUUGCAUUGCAGCACUGUUUUCUUCAUCAUCUGCUUCGCUUUCUUGCAUGUCAGCACUGUUUUCUACUAUACCAGUUUUGAAACUUGAAAACUACUUCCUUUUUCUGCCCUGCCUUUCUGUUGAAGUGUUGAURGUAUUUGUGUCAUUGCUUUGGAUGCUUUUACACUUGAUUUUGUGGAGAGCCUGUAGUGCUUUUGAGCUCGGAAUGGUCAAGUAGAUAGAUUAUCACUCGGACCGUUCUUCUUCUUGAAAACUAUAGUUACUGCUCCUUUCCGGAAGUCAUUUGAGGUCACAGAUUUUUCGAUUUUCGCUUUUUGCCAAACUGACUUUCAAAUAUUGGAAAUUUGAUUUGACUGCAUUGCCUUUCCGUUCCAUGAACGAAAAACCCUUUGAGUCUCACUUCUGGCAGGUAAAUCUUGAGCCAGCUGUGGAGGGUCAUACUAAGAACAAGAUUGGCAGUACCAUUGCAAUGCGAGGUCUAGGUCUAGGUAAUAGUAUCAACUAGAGAAAAGAAAACAGAGAAUAGUUAUAUUUUAUAGCUUGUUCUUUGUCCUGAUUGGCAUAUUUAGGUUCACUGAUCAAGAUUGUCAACUCUUGAAUGAUAUUUUUUUUAUGUUUUAAUUACUUGAGCCAUCUUAAAAAAUGUUAAAAUUCAAAUGUUUUCGACUAUCAAGUCAUCUUCAGGUGGAUUAUGGAAAUUAGCUAUUGGUUAGAUUGUAAUAAACCCUUAGUUAAUUCCCAUUUGGAACAGUUUUGCAAUGUACAUGGUGUUUUGUUUAGUUAAAGUGCAACUGAACCCUUUUUACAAGGAAUUUUGAUCAAUUCUCUAUAUAUUUUUAAASAACAUGCAAAAAGAAUUUUUUGAAUUGGUGUAAUUUUCGAUUUUUAAAUACGAUUUGAAAUUCGCGCCCUUGACAAAUUCCGAGGUUCUUUUUGUUAUUGGGGGGGUCUAGGUCCGAGUGACGUAUACAAAGGGACUUUUAAUCGGCGGCAACUCAAACACUAUAAGGAAUCAAUAGACGCGUCAAAGAGAAAGCUAAAGAACUCAAAGAUUUUCAAGUUGAAAUCAUCGAUUUUCAAACUGAUAAAGCUAUGUGCSAUAAUUCUGACAAUGAGAGUUCGUCUCCAUCGUCUUAUGAGGACGAAUCUGAUGAUGACAACCUGCAGGACGAACGCGAUGAGCAGUACGACACAAACCCGCCGCGCACACAGUCAACCAGCAGUCUUGAAGAUGACUUAGAUGAAGGCGCCUACCAAGACGAGCCCAUCGCAAGCUCCGAGUGGGUUGAAAAGUAUAGCAAGAGACAAGAAGAGAUAAACGAACUUGAAAUGGAGUUAAAUAAGCGACUUUCUGGUGAAGUAUCAGUCAGUAAUUGGUGCAAGUGUGGAAAUUGCAAAACAAGAACGCUUCAAAAUAUCAGCGAAUGCUACUGUUGUACGGAGCUGGAGUGCGUUAAGUCUCUCACGUCAGAUUGGGUGAAGGGGGAUUGGGGGGAUGCGCAACUUACGUGUGUUAUACAACAUCCAGGAUUUCAGCCAGUUUGUUUGAAUAAAUGGAGUUGACGAAUGGCAGCAGAGCGUUUAAAAACUAAAGAGAAGACAAAAUACCGCCAAACGGGAUCAGAAGAAAGGUUUGUAGCACAUUCCAUUACAAAGUAGUCGCUUGUUAGUAUCGAGAUAGUAGAAAAUUAGUGUGAACUUUAUACGAGCGCUGUUUAUGUCUAUUGUAUUUAUAUCUCCUCAAUUCAUACGAAAGUGGCUCAACAUAUACGAGUAUAUAACUUAUUAUAUUUUACUUAUAACUGCAAUGUAAUACAAAGUCAAUUCGUUCUACAGAUUUUUCAGGAGUGUUGCCUACAGAGAGUUUUCUCGCCUUACUUAUGGUUUACCUGGUUCCAAGAGAAUACCAUUGCCAGCCUGUGCAUACACAGCAAUUCGUGAUAAGUUUCCACUGGGUCCAAAUGAAGAUUCGCACAAAGGAUUUGAUUUAGAUGAGGAUUCAUCUUAGUCAGUUUAUUAUCAAGUUAUAGUGGUGAUGGAACUAAAAAUGCAUGUAGCUAUUAGCUAUGUCGUAGAAUUGUUUCUUGUCUUCCAAAGAYAACUAUUUAUAUCUGAGAUAUAACAAUAUUUAUUAUUAUUAUUAUUUACACAAAAGGAAAUAUGGAAUCUCUUGAAAUACAAUAAAUAGUUAUAUUCAAUAGUAAUASUUGACUUCAAGUGUCCAACAUCUACAUAUACAUAUGUAGUGCAUCUUGUUACUUUUAGUUACUGUAAUCAUUAUCAUACUGACUGGAAACAUUGAAGUUUAUAACAUUUCAGUUCUAACAGCAUAUACCUGGUGAACAAUUGAACCUUACAAUUUUCAAUCCAAUAUUACUUGUAUAUCAAAUCCAACUAUUUUGACUACAUUUUUCACAAUUUUAUGCAUUUGUCACACAAUGUUGUCUGACUAGAUGUUGACUGCAGGCCAGAAAUCUUUUCUAUUAGUGUGGUUUCAGCAAUAUAUUCUCAAAUUCUGUAAAAUAGUUAUAGUUGAAUAAAAGAAUUAUUAUCCUAAAAAGUGUAAAAUAGUAGCUGCUGUUCCAUGCAUUACAUGAGUACUAUGGUUUUCAGUCAUACAGUACAUUGCAUUUCUAUUGUUUAAACACAGCAUUGUCUAUAAGCAAUAUACUGUAGCAUACAAGCAAUCUUAAAAAUUAAA
Messenger RNA from Exaiptasia diaphana, 2759 nucleotides. RefSeq lists its product as uncharacterized. The transcript has 2 exons. The record is from RefSeq and is a predicted model, not a curated record. Bases 1151 to 1621 code for a protein of 156 amino acids. NCBI's taxonomy places the organism in Eukaryota, Metazoa, Cnidaria, Anthozoa, Actiniaria, Aiptasiidae.